Molecule: messenger RNA, 14948 nt
Organism: Closterium sp. Yama58-4
Lineage: Eukaryota; Viridiplantae; Streptophyta; Zygnematophyceae; Desmidiales; Closteriaceae
Source: the annotation of a GenBank genome assembly
AGCAUGGGAGCAGAGCAUGGGAGCAGAGCAUGGGAGCAGAGCAUGGGAGCAGAGCAUGGGAGCAGAGCAUGGGAGCAGAGCAUGGGAGCAGAGCAUGGGAGCAGAGCAUGGGAGCAGAGCAUGGGAGCAGAGCAUGGGAGCAGAGCAUGGGAGCAGAGCAUGGGAGCAGAGCAUGGGAGCAGAGCAUGGGAGCAGAGCAUGGGAGCAGAGCAUGGGAGCAGAGCAUGGGAGCAGAGCAUGGGAGCAGAGCAUGGGAGCAGAGCAUGGGAGCAGAGCAUGGGAGCAGAGCAUGGGAGCAGAGCAUGGGAGCAGAGCAUGGGAGCAGAGCAUGGGAGCAGAGCAUGGGAGCAGAGCAUGGGAGCAGAGCAUGGGAGCAGAGCAUGGGAGCAGAGCAUGGGAGCAGAGCAUGGGAGCAGAGCAUGGGAGCAGAGCAUGGGAGCAGAGCAUGGGAGCAGAGCAUGGGAGCAGAGCAUGGGAGCAGAGCAUGGGAGCAGAGCAUGGGAGCAGAGCAUGGGAGCAGAGCAUGGGAGCAGAGCAUGGGAGCAGAGCAUGGGAGCAGAGCAUGGGAGCAGAGCAUGGGAGCAGAGCAUGGGAGCAGAGCAUGGGAGCAGAGCAUGGGAGCAGAGCAUGGGAGCAGAGCAUGGGAGCAGAGCAUGGGAGCAGAGCAUGGGAGCAGAGCAUGGGAGCAGAGCAUGGGAGCAGAGCAUGGGAGCAGAGCAUGGGAGCAGAGCAUGGGAGCAGAGCAUGGGAGCAGAGCAUGGGAGCAGAGCAUGGGAGCAGAGCAUGGGAGCAGAGCAUGGGAGCAGAGCAUGGGAGCAGAGCAUGGGAGCAGAGCAUGGGAGCAGAGCAUGGGAGCAGAGCAUGGGAGCAGAGCAUGGGAGCAGAGCAUGGGAGCAGAGCAUGGGAGCAGAGCAUGGGAGCAGAGCAUGGGAGCAGAGCAUGGGAGCAGAGCAUGGGAGCAGAGCAUGGGAGCAGAGCAUGGGAGCAGAGCAUGGGAGCAGAGCAUGGGAGCAGAGCAUGGGAGCAGAGCAUGGGAGCAGAGCAUGGGAGCAGAGCAUGGGAGCAGAGCAUGGGAGCAGAGCAUGGGAGCAGAGCAUGGGAGCAGAGCAUGGGAGCAGAGCAUGGGAGCAGAGCAUGGGAGCAGAGCAUGGGAGCAGAGCAUGGGAGCAGAGCAUGGGAGCAGAGCAUGGGAGCAGAGCAUGGGAGCAGAGCAUGGGAGCAGAGCAUGGGAGCAGAGCAUGGGAGCAGAGCAUGGGAGCAGAGCAUGGGAGCAGAGCAUGGGAGCAGAGCAUGGGAGCAGAGCAUGGGAGCAGAGCAUGGGAGCAGAGCAUGGGAGCAGAGCAUGGGAGCAGAGCAUGGGAGCAGAGCAUGGGAGCAGAGCAUGGGAGCAGAGCAUGGGAGCAGAGCAUGGGAGCAGAGCAUGGGAGCAGAGCAUGGGAGCAGAGCAUGGGAGCAGAGCAUGGGAGCAGAGCAUGGGAGCAGAGCAUGGGAGCAGAGCAUGGGAGCAGAGCAUGGGAGCAGAGCAUGGGAGCAGAGCAUGGGAGCAGAGCAUGGGAGCAGAGCAUGGGAGCAGAGCAUGGGAGCAGAGCAUGGGAGCAGAGCAUGGGAGCAGAGCAUGGGAGCAGAGCAUGGGAGCAGAGCAUGGGAGCAGAGCAUGGGAGCAGAGCAUGGGAGCAGAGCAUGGGAGCAGAGCAUGGGAGCAGAGCAUGGGAGCAGAGCAUGGGAGCAGAGCAUGGGAGCAGAGCAUGGGAGCAGAGCAUGGGAGCAGAGCAUGGGAGCAGAGCAUGGGAGCAGAGCAUGGGAGCAGAGCAUGGGAGCAGAGCAUGGGAGCAGAGCAUGGGAGCAGAGCAUGGGAGCAGAGCAUGGGAGCAGAGCAUGGGAGCAGAGCAUGGGAGCAGAGCAUGGGAGCAGAGCAUGGGAGCAGAGCAUGGGAGCAGAGCAUGGGAGCAGAGCAUGGGAGCAGAGCAUGGGAGCAGAGCAUGGGAGCAGAGCAUGGGAGCAGAGCAUGGGAGCAGAGCAUGGGAGCAGAGCAUGGGAGCAGAGCAUGGGAGCAGAGCAUGGGAGCAGAGCAUGGGAGCAGAGCAUGGGAGCAGAGCAUGGGAGCAGAGCAUGGGAGCAGAGCAUGGGAGCAGAGCAUGGGAGCAGAGCAUGGGAGCAGAGCAUGGGAGCAGAGCAUGGGAGCAGAGCAUGGGAGCAGAGCAUGGGAGCAGAGCAUGGGAGCAGAGCAUGGGAGCAGAGCAUGGGAGCAGAGCAUGGGAGCAGAGCAUGGGAGCAGAGCAUGGGAGCAGAGCAUGGGAGCAGAGCAUGGGAGCAGAGCAUGGGAGCAGAGCAUGGGAGCAGAGCAUGGGAGCAGAGCAUGGGAGCAGAGCAUGGGAGCAGAGCAUGGGAGCAGAGCAUGGGAGCAGAGCAUGGGAGCAGAGCAUGGGAGCAGAGCAUGGGAGCAGAGCAUGGGAGCAGAGCAUGGGAGCAGAGCAUGGGAGCAGAGCAUGGGAGCAGAGCAUGGGAGCAGAGCAUGGGAGCAGAGCAUGGGAGCAGAGCAUGGGAGCAGAGCAUGGGAGCAGAGCAUGGGAGCAGAGCAUGGGAGCAGAGCAUGGGAGCAGAGCAUGGGAGCAGAGCAUGGGAGCAGAGCAUGGGAGCAGAGCAUGGGAGCAGAGCAUGGGAGCAGAGCAUGGGAGCAGAGCAUGGGAGCAGAGCAUGGGAGCAGAGCAUGGGAGCAGAGCAUGGGAGCAGAGCAUGGGAGCAGAGCAUGGGAGCAGAGCAUGGGAGCAGAGCAUGGGAGCAGAGCAUGGGAGCAGAGCAUGGGAGCAGAGCAUGGGAGCAGAGCAUGGGAGCAGAGCAUGGGAGCAGAGCAUGGGAGCAGAGCAUGGGAGCAGAGCAUGGGAGCAGAGCAUGGGAGCAGAGCAUGGGAGCAGAGCAUGGGAGCAGAGCAUGGGAGCAGAGCAUGGGAGCAGAGCAUGGGAGCAGAGCAUGGGAGCAGAGCAUGGGAGCAGAGCAUGGGAGCAGAGCAUGGGAGCAGAGCAUGGGAGCAGAGCAUGGGAGCAGAGCAUGGGAGCAGAGCAUGGGAGCAGAGCAUGGGAGCAGAGCAUGGGAGCAGAGCAUGGGAGCAGAGCAUGGGAGCAGAGCAUGGGAGCAGAGCAUGGGAGCAGAGCAUGGGAGCAGAGCAUGGGAGCAGAGCAUGGGAGCAGAGCAUGGGAGCAGAGCAUGGGAGCAGAGCAUGGGAGCAGAGCAUGGGAGCAGAGCAUGGGAGCAGAGCAUGGGAGCAGAGCAUGGGAGCAGAGCAUGGGAGCAGAGCAUGGGAGCAGAGCAUGGGAGCAGAGCAUGGGAGCAGAGCAUGGGAGCAGAGCAUGGGAGCAGAGCAUGGGAGCAGAGCAUGGGAGCAGAGCAUGGGAGCAGAGCAUGGGAGCAGAGCAUGGGAGCAGAGCAUGGGAGCAGAGCAUGGGAGCAGAGCAUGGGAGCAGAGCAUGGGAGCAGAGCAUGGGAGCAGAGCAUGGGAGCAGAGCAUGGGAGCAGAGCAUGGGAGCAGAGCAUGGGAGCAGAGCAUGGGAGCAGAGCAUGGGAGCAGAGCAUGGGAGCAGAGCAUGGGAGCAGAGCAUGGGAGCAGAGCAUGGGAGCAGAGCAUGGGAGCAGAGCAUGGGAGCAGAGCAUGGGAGCAGAGCAUGGGAGCAGAGCAUGGGAGCAGAGCAUGGGAGCAGAGCAUGGGAGCAGAGCAUGGGAGCAGAGCAUGGGAGCAGAGCAUGGGAGCAGAGCAUGGGAGCAGAGCAUGGGAGCAGAGCAUGGGAGCAGAGCAUGGGAGCAGAGCAUGGGAGCAGAGCAUGGGAGCAGAGCAUGGGAGCAGAGCAUGGGAGCAGAGCAUGGGAGCAGAGCAUGGGAGCAGAGCAUGGGAGCAGAGCAUGGGAGCAGAGCAUGGGAGCAGAGCAUGGGAGCAGAGCAUGGGAGCAGAGCAUGGGAGCAGAGCAUGGGAGCAGAGCAUGGGAGCAGAGCAUGGGAGCAGAGCAUGGGAGCAGAGCAUGGGAGCAGAGCAUGGGAGCAGAGCAUGGGAGCAGAGCAUGGGAGCAGAGCAUGGGAGCAGAGCAUGGGAGCAGAGCAUGGGAGCAGAGCAUGGGAGCAGAGCAUGGGAGCAGAGCAUGGGAGCAGAGCAUGGGAGCAGAGCAUGGGAGCAGAGCAUGGGAGCAGAGCAUGGGAGCAGAGCAUGGGAGCAGAGCAUGGGAGCAGAGCAUGGGAGCAGAGCAUGGGAGCAGAGCAUGGGAGCAGAGCAUGGGAGCAGAGCAUGGGAGCAGAGCAUGGGAGCAGAGCAUGGGAGCAGAGCAUGGGAGCAGAGCAUGGGAGCAGAGCAUGGGAGCAGAGCAUGGGAGCAGAGCAUGGGAGCAGAGCAUGGGAGCAGAGCAUGGGAGCAGAGCAUGGGAGCAGAGCAUGGGAGCAGAGCAUGGGAGCAGAGCAUGGGAGCAGAGCAUGGGAGCAGAGCAUGGGAGCAGAGCAUGGGAGCAGAGCAUGGGAGCAGAGCAUGGGAGCAGAGCAUGGGAGCAGAGCAUGGGAGCAGAGCAUGGGAGCAGAGCAUGGGAGCAGAGCAUGGGAGCAGAGCAUGGGAGCAGAGCAUGGGAGCAGAGCAUGGGAGCAGAGCAUGGGAGCAGAGCAUGGGAGCAGAGCAUGGGAGCAGAGCAUGGGAGCAGAGCAUGGGAGCAGAGCAUGGGAGCAGAGCAUGGGAGCAGAGCAUGGGAGCAGAGCAUGGGAGCAGAGCAUGGGAGCAGAGCAUGGGAGCAGAGCAUGGGAGCAGAGCAUGGGAGCAGAGCAUGGGAGCAGAGCAUGGGAGCAGAGCAUGGGAGCAGAGCAUGGGAGCAGAGCAUGGGAGCAGAGCAUGGGAGCAGAGCAUGGGAGCAGAGCAUGGGAGCAGAGCAUGGGAGCAGAGCAUGGGAGCAGAGCAUGGGAGCAGAGCAUGGGAGCAGAGCAUGGGAGCAGAGCAUGGGAGCAGAGCAUGGGAGCAGAGCAUGGGAGCAGAGCAUGGGAGCAGAGCAUGGGAGCAGAGCAUGGGAGCAGAGCAUGGGAGCAGAGCAUGGGAGCAGAGCAUGGGAGCAGAGCAUGGGAGCAGAGCAUGGGAGCAGAGCAUGGGAGCAGAGCAUGGGAGCAGAGCAUGGGAGCAGAGCAUGGGAGCAGAGCAUGGGAGCAGAGCAUGGGAGCAGAGCAUGGGAGCAGAGCAUGGGAGCAGAGCAUGGGAGCAGAGCAUGGGAGCAGAGCAUGGGAGCAGAGCAUGGGAGCAGAGCAUGGGAGCAGAGCAUGGGAGCAGAGCAUGGGAGCAGAGCAUGGGAGCAGAGCAUGGGAGCAGAGCAUGGGAGCAGAGCAUGGGAGCAGAGCAUGGGAGCAGAGCAUGGGAGCAGAGCAUGGGAGCAGAGCAUGGGAGCAGAGCAUGGGAGCAGAGCAUGGGAGCAGAGCAUGGGAGCAGAGCAUGGGAGCAGAGCAUGGGAGCAGAGCAUGGGAGCAGAGCAUGGGAGCAGAGCAUGGGAGCAGAGCAUGGGAGCAGAGCAUGGGAGCAGAGCAUGGGAGCAGAGCAUGGGAGCAGAGCAUGGGAGCAGAGCAUGGGAGCAGAGCAUGGGAGCAGAGCAUGGGAGCAGAGCAUGGGAGCAGAGCAUGGGAGCAGAGCAUGGGAGCAGAGCAUGGGAGCAGAGCAUGGGAGCAGAGCAUGGGAGCAGAGCAUGGGAGCAGAGCAUGGGAGCAGAGCAUGGGAGCAGAGCAUGGGAGCAGAGCAUGGGAGCAGAGCAUGGGAGCAGAGCAUGGGAGCAGAGCAUGGGAGCAGAGCAUGGGAGCAGAGCAUGGGAGCAGAGCAUGGGAGCAGAGCAUGGGAGCAGAGCAUGGGAGCAGAGCAUGGGAGCAGAGCAUGGGAGCAGAGCAUGGGAGCAGAGCAUGGGAGCAGAGCAUGGGAGCAGAGCAUGGGAGCAGAGCAUGGGAGCAGAGCAUGGGAGCAGAGCAUGGGAGCAGAGCAUGGGAGCAGAGCAUGGGAGCAGAGCAUGGGAGCAGAGCAUGGGAGCAGAGCAUGGGAGCAGAGCAUGGGAGCAGAGCAUGGGAGCAGAGCAUGGGAGCAGAGCAUGGGAGCAGAGCAUGGGAGCAGAGCAUGGGAGCAGAGCAUGGGAGCAGAGCAUGGGAGCAGAGCAUGGGAGCAGAGCAUGGGAGCAGAGCAUGGGAGCAGAGCAUGGGAGCAGAGCAUGGGAGCAGAGCAUGGGAGCAGAGCAUGGGAGCAGAGCAUGGGAGCAGAGCAUGGGAGCAGAGCAUGGGAGCAGAGCAUGGGAGCAGAGCAUGGGAGCAGAGCAUGGGAGCAGAGCAUGGGAGCAGAGCAUGGGAGCAGAGCAUGGGAGCAGAGCAUGGGAGCAGAGCAUGGGAGCAGAGCAUGGGAGCAGAGCAUGGGAGCAGAGCAUGGGAGCAGAGCAUGGGAGCAGAGCAUGGGAGCAGAGCAUGGGAGCAGAGCAUGGGAGCAGAGCAUGGGAGCAGAGCAUGGGAGCAGAGCAUGGGAGCAGAGCAUGGGAGCAGAGCAUGGGAGCAGAGCAUGGGAGCAGAGCAUGGGAGCAGAGCAUGGGAGCAGAGCAUGGGAGCAGAGCAUGGGAGCAGAGCAUGGGAGCAGAGCAUGGGAGCAGAGCAUGGGAGCAGAGCAUGGGAGCAGAGCAUGGGAGCAGAGCAUGGGAGCAGAGCAUGGGAGCAGAGCAUGGGAGCAGAGCAUGGGAGCAGAGCAUGGGAGCAGAGCAUGGGAGCAGAGCAUGGGAGCAGAGCAUGGGAGCAGAGCAUGGGAGCAGAGCAUGGGAGCAGAGCAUGGGAGCAGAGCAUGGGAGCAGAGCAUGGGAGCAGAGCAUGGGAGCAGAGCAUGGGAGCAGAGCAUGGGAGCAGAGCAUGGGAGCAGAGCAUGGGAGCAGAGCAUGGGAGCAGAGCAUGGGAGCAGAGCAUGGGAGCAGAGCAUGGGAGCAGAGCAUGGGAGCAGAGCAUGGGAGCAGAGCAUGGGAGCAGAGCAUGGGAGCAGAGCAUGGGAGCAGAGCAUGGGAGCAGAGCAUGGGAGCAGAGCAUGGGAGCAGAGCAUGGGAGCAGAGCAUGGGAGCAGAGCAUGGGAGCAGAGCAUGGGAGCAGAGCAUGGGAGCAGAGCAUGGGAGCAGAGCAUGGGAGCAGAGCAUGGGAGCAGAGCAUGGGAGCAGAGCAUGGGAGCAGAGCAUGGGAGCAGAGCAUGGGAGCAGAGCAUGGGAGCAGAGCAUGGGAGCAGAGCAUGGGAGCAGAGCAUGGGAGCAGAGCAUGGGAGCAGAGCAUGGGAGCAGAGCAUGGGAGCAGAGCAUGGGAGCAGAGCAUGGGAGCAGAGCAUGGGAGCAGAGCAUGGGAGCAGAGCAUGGGAGCAGAGCAUGGGAGCAGAGCAUGGGAGCAGAGCAUGGGAGCAGAGCAUGGGAGCAGAGCAUGGGAGCAGAGCAUGGGAGCAGAGCAUGGGAGCAGAGCAUGGGAGCAGAGCAUGGGAGCAGAGCAUGGGAGCAGAGCAUGGGAGCAGAGCAUGGGAGCAGAGCAUGGGAGCAGAGCAUGGGAGCAGAGCAUGGGAGCAGAGCAUGGGAGCAGAGCAUGGGAGCAGAGCAUGGGAGCAGAGCAUGGGAGCAGAGCAUGGGAGCAGAGCAUGGGAGCAGAGCAUGGGAGCAGAGCAUGGGAGCAGAGCAUGGGAGCAGAGCAUGGGAGCAGAGCAUGGGAGCAGAGCAUGGGAGCAGAGCAUGGGAGCAGAGCAUGGGAGCAGAGCAUGGGAGCAGAGCAUGGGAGCAGAGCAUGGGAGCAGAGCAUGGGAGCAGAGCAUGGGAGCAGAGCAUGGGAGCAGAGCAUGGGAGCAGAGCAUGGGAGCAGAGCAUGGGAGCAGAGCAUGGGAGCAGAGCAUGGGAGCAGAGCAUGGGAGCAGAGCAUGGGAGCAGAGCAUGGGAGCAGAGCAUGGGAGCAGAGCAUGGGAGCAGAGCAUGGGAGCAGAGCAUGGGAGCAGAGCAUGGGAGCAGAGCAUGGGAGCAGAGCAUGGGAGCAGAGCAUGGGAGCAGAGCAUGGGAGCAGAGCAUGGGAGCAGAGCAUGGGAGCAGAGCAUGGGAGCAGAGCAUGGGAGCAGAGCAUGGGAGCAGAGCAUGGGAGCAGAGCAUGGGAGCAGAGCAUGGGAGCAGAGCAUGGGAGCAGAGCAUGGGAGCAGAGCAUGGGAGCAGAGCAUGGGAGCAGAGCAUGGGAGCAGAGCAUGGGAGCAGAGCAUGGGAGCAGAGCAUGGGAGCAGAGCAUGGGAGCAGAGCAUGGGAGCAGAGCAUGGGAGCAGAGCAUGGGAGCAGAGCAUGGGAGCAGAGCAUGGGAGCAGAGCAUGGGAGCAGAGCAUGGGAGCAGAGCAUGGGAGCAGAGCAUGGGAGCAGAGCAUGGGAGCAGAGCAUGGGAGCAGAGCAUGGGAGCAGAGCAUGGGAGCAGAGCAUGGGAGCAGAGCAUGGGAGCAGAGCAUGGGAGCAGAGCAUGGGAGCAGAGCAUGGGAGCAGAGCAUGGGAGCAGAGCAUGGGAGCAGAGCAUGGGAGCAGAGCAUGGGAGCAGAGCAUGGGAGCAGAGCAUGGGAGCAGAGCAUGGGAGCAGAGCAUGGGAGCAGAGCAUGGGAGCAGAGCAUGGGAGCAGAGCAUGGGAGCAGAGCAUGGGAGCAGAGCAUGGGAGCAGAGCAUGGGAGCAGAGCAUGGGAGCAGAGCAUGGGAGCAGAGCAUGGGAGCAGAGCAUGGGAGCAGAGCAUGGGAGCAGAGCAUGGGAGCAGAGCAUGGGAGCAGAGCAUGGGAGCAGAGCAUGGGAGCAGAGCAUGGGAGCAGAGCAUGGGAGCAGAGCAUGGGAGCAGAGCAUGGGAGCAGAGCAUGGGAGCAGAGCAUGGGAGCAGAGCAUGGGAGCAGAGCAUGGGAGCAGAGCAUGGGAGCAGAGCAUGGGAGCAGAGCAUGGGAGCAGAGCAUGGGAGCAGAGCAUGGGAGCAGAGCAUGGGAGCAGAGCAUGGGAGCAGAGCAUGGGAGCAGAGCAUGGGAGCAGAGCAUGGGAGCAGAGCAUGGGAGCAGAGCAUGGGAGCAGAGCAUGGGAGCAGAGCAUGGGAGCAGAGCAUGGGAGCAGAGCAUGGGAGCAGAGCAUGGGAGCAGAGCAUGGGAGCAGAGCAUGGGAGCAGAGCAUGGGAGCAGAGCAUGGGAGCAGAGCAUGGGAGCAGAGCAUGGGAGCAGAGCAUGGGAGCAGAGCAUGGGAGCAGAGCAUGGGAGCAGAGCAUGGGAGCAGAGCAUGGGAGCAGAGCAUGGGAGCAGAGCAUGGGAGCAGAGCAUGGGAGCAGAGCAUGGGAGCAGAGCAUGGGAGCAGAGCAUGGGAGCAGAGCAUGGGAGCAGAGCAUGGGAGCAGAGCAUGGGAGCAGAGCAUGGGAGCAGAGCAUGGGAGCAGAGCAUGGGAGCAGAGCAUGGGAGCAGAGCAUGGGAGCAGAGCAUGGGAGCAGAGCAUGGGAGCAGAGCAUGGGAGCAGAGCAUGGGAGCAGAGCAUGGGAGCAGAGCAUGGGAGCAGAGCAUGGGAGCAGAGCAUGGGAGCAGAGCAUGGGAGCAGAGCAUGGGAGCAGAGCAUGGGAGCAGAGCAUGGGAGCAGAGCAUGGGAGCAGAGCAUGGGAGCAGAGCAUGGGAGCAGAGCAUGGGAGCAGAGCAUGGGAGCAGAGCAUGGGAGCAGAGCAUGGGAGCAGAGCAUGGGAGCAGAGCAUGGGAGCAGAGCAUGGGAGCAGAGCAUGGGAGCAGAGCAUGGGAGCAGAGCAUGGGAGCAGAGCAUGGGAGCAGAGCAUGGGAGCAGAGCAUGGGAGCAGAGCAUGGGAGCAGAGCAUGGGAGCAGAGCAUGGGAGCAGAGCAUGGGAGCAGAGCAUGGGAGCAGAGCAUGGGAGCAGAGCAUGGGAGCAGAGCAUGGGAGCAGAGCAUGGGAGCAGAGCAUGGGAGCAGAGCAUGGGAGCAGAGCAUGGGAGCAGAGCAUGGGAGCAGAGCAUGGGAGCAGAGCAUGGGAGCAGAGCAUGGGAGCAGAGCAUGGGAGCAGAGCAUGGGAGCAGAGCAUGGGAGCAGAGCAUGGGAGCAGAGCAUGGGAGCAGAGCAUGGGAGCAGAGCAUGGGAGCAGAGCAUGGGAGCAGAGCAUGGGAGCAGAGCAUGGGAGCAGAGCAUGGGAGCAGAGCAUGGGAGCAGAGCAUGGGAGCAGAGCAUGGGAGCAGAGCAUGGGAGCAGAGCAUGGGAGCAGAGCAUGGGAGCAGAGCAUGGGAGCAGAGCAUGGGAGCAGAGCAUGGGAGCAGAGCAUGGGAGCAGAGCAUGGGAGCAGAGCAUGGGAGCAGAGCAUGGGAGCAGAGCAUGGGAGCAGAGCAUGGGAGCAGAGCAUGGGAGCAGAGCAUGGGAGCAGAGCAUGGGAGCAGAGCAUGGGAGCAGAGCAUGGGAGCAGAGCAUGGGAGCAGAGCAUGGGAGCAGAGCAUGGGAGCAGAGCAUGGGAGCAGAGCAUGGGAGCAGAGCAUGGGAGCAGAGCAUGGGAGCAGAGCAUGGGAGCAGAGCAUGGGAGCAGAGCAUGGGAGCAGAGCAUGGGAGCAGAGCAUGGGAGCAGAGCAUGGGAGCAGAGCAUGGGAGCAGAGCAUGGGAGCAGAGCAUGGGAGCAGAGCAUGGGAGCAGAGCAUGGGAGCAGAGCAUGGGAGCAGAGCAUGGGAGCAGAGCAUGGGAGCAGAGCAUGGGAGCAGAGCAUGGGAGCAGAGCAUGGGAGCAGAGCAUGGGAGCAGAGCAUGGGAGCAGAGCAUGGGAGCAGAGCAUGGGAGCAGAGCAUGGGAGCAGAGCAUGGGAGCAGAGCAUGGGAGCAGAGCAUGGGAGCAGAGCAUGGGAGCAGAGCAUGGGAGCAGAGCAUGGGAGCAGAGCAUGGGAGCAGAGCAUGGGAGCAGAGCAUGGGAGCAGAGCAUGGGAGCAGAGCAUGGGAGCAGAGCAUGGGAGCAGAGCAUGGGAGCAGAGCAUGGGAGCAGAGCAUGGGAGCAGAGCAUGGGAGCAGAGCAUGGGAGCAGAGCAUGGGAGCAGAGCAUGGGAGCAGAGCAUGGGAGCAGAGCAUGGGAGCAGAGCAUGGGAGCAGAGCAUGGGAGCAGAGCAUGGGAGCAGAGCAUGGGAGCAGAGCAUGGGAGCAGAGCAUGGGAGCAGAGCAUGGGAGCAGAGCAUGGGAGCAGAGCAUGGGAGCAGAGCAUGGGAGCAGAGCAUGGGAGCAGAGCAUGGGAGCAGAGCAUGGGAGCAGAGCAUGGGAGCAGAGCAUGGGAGCAGAGCAUGGGAGCAGAGCAUGGGAGCAGAGCAUGGGAGCAGAGCAUGGGAGCAGAGCAUGGGAGCAGAGCAUGGGAGCAGAGCAUGGGAGCAGAGCAUGGGAGCAGAGCAUGGGAGCAGAGCAUGGGAGCAGAGCAUGGGAGCAGAGCAUGGGAGCAGAGCAUGGGAGCAGAGCAUGGGAGCAGAGCAUGGGAGCAGAGCAUGGGAGCAGAGCAUGGGAGCAGAGCAUGGGAGCAGAGCAUGGGAGCAGAGCAUGGGAGCAGAGCAUGGGAGCAGAGCAUGGGAGCAGAGCAUGGGAGCAGAGCAUGGGAGCAGAGCAUGGGAGCAGAGCAUGGGAGCAGAGCAUGGGAGCAGAGCAUGGGAGCAGAGCAUGGGAGCAGAGCAUGGGAGCAGAGCAUGGGAGCAGAGCAUGGGAGCAGAGCAUGGGAGCAGAGCAUGGGAGCAGAGCAUGGGAGCAGAGCAUGGGAGCAGAGCAUGGGAGCAGAGCAUGGGAGCAGAGCAUGGGAGCAGAGCAUGGGAGCAGAGCAUGGGAGCAGAGCAUGGGAGCAGAGCAUGGGAGCAGAGCAUGGGAGCAGAGCAUGGGAGCAGAGCAUGGGAGCAGAGCAUGGGAGCAGAGCAUGGGAGCAGAGCAUGGGAGCAGAGCAUGGGAGCAGAGCAUGGGAGCAGAGCAUGGGAGCAGAGCAUGGGAGCAGAGCAUGGGAGCAGAGCAUGGGAGCAGAGCAUGGGAGCAGAGCAUGGGAGCAGAGCAUGGGAGCAGAGCAUGGGAGCAGAGCAUGGGAGCAGAGCAUGGGAGCAGAGCAUGGGAGCAGAGCAUGGGAGCAGAGCAUGGGAGCAGAGCAUGGGAGCAGAGCAUGGGAGCAGAGCAUGGGAGCAGAGCAUGGGAGCAGAGCAUGGGAGCAGAGCAUGGGAGCAGAGCAUGGGAGCAGAGCAUGGGAGCAGAGCAUGGGAGCAGAGCAUGGGAGCAGAGCAUGGGAGCAGAGCAUGGGAGCAGAGCAUGGGAGCAGAGCAUGGGAGCAGAGCAUGGGAGCAGAGCAUGGGAGCAGAGCAUGGGAGCAGAGCAUGGGAGCAGAGCAUGGGAGCAGAGCAUGGGAGCAGAGCAUGGGAGCAGAGCAUGGGAGCAGAGCAUGGGAGCAGAGCAUGGGAGCAGAGCAUGGGAGCAGAGCAUGGGAGCAGAGCAUGGGAGCAGAGCAUGGGAGCAGAGCAUGGGAGCAGAGCAUGGGAGCAGAGCAUGGGAGCAGAGCAUGGGAGCAGAGCAUGGGAGCAGAGCAUGGGAGCAGAGCAUGGGAGCAGAGCAUGGGAGCAGAGCAUGGGAGCAGAGCAUGGGAGCAGAGCAUGGGAGCAGAGCAUGGGAGCAGAGCAUGGGAGCAGAGCAUGGGAGCAGAGCAUGGGAGCAGAGCAUGGGAGCAGAGCAUGGGAGCAGAGCAUGGGAGCAGAGCAUGGGAGCAGAGCAUGGGAGCAGAGCAUGGGAGCAGAGCAUGGGAGCAGAGCAUGGGAGCAGAGCAUGGGAGCAGAGCAUGGGAGCAGAGCAUGGGAGCAGAGCAUGGGAGCAGAGCAUGGGAGCAGAGCAUGGGAGCAGAGCAUGGGAGCAGAGCAUGGGAGCAGAGCAUGGGAGCAGAGCAUGGGAGCAGAGCAUGGGAGCAGAGCAUGGGAGCAGAGCAUGGGAGCAGAGCAUGGGAGCAGAGCAUGGGAGCAGAGCAUGGGAGCAGAGCAUGGGAGCAGAGCAUGGGAGCAGAGCAUGGGAGCAGAGCAUGGGAGCAGAGCAUGGGAGCAGAGCAUGGGAGCAGAGCAUGGGAGCAGAGCAUGGGAGCAGAGCAUGGGAGCAGAGCAUGGGAGCAGAGCAUGGGAGCAGAGCAUGGGAGCAGAGCAUGGGAGCAGAGCAUGGGAGCAGAGCAUGGGAGCAGAGCAUGGGAGCAGAGCAUGGGAGCAGAGCAUGGGAGCAGAGCAUGGGAGCAGAGCAUGGGAGCAGAGCAUGGGAGCAGAGCAUGGGAGCAGAGCAUGGGAGCAGAGCAUGGGAGCAGAGCAUGGGAGCAGAGCAUGGGAGCAGAGCAUGGGAGCAGAGCAUGGGAGCAGAGCAUGGGAGCAGAGCAUGGGAGCAGAGCAUGGGAGCAGAGCAUGGGAGCAGAGCAUGGGAGCAGAGCAUGGGAGCAGAGCAUGGGAGCAGAGCAUGGGAGCAGAGCAUGGGAGCAGAGCAUGGGAGCAGAGCAUGGGAGCAGAGCAUGGGAGCAGAGCAUGGGAGCAGAGCAUGGGAGCAGAGCAUGGGAGCAGAGCAUGGGAGCAGAGCAUGGGAGCAGAGCAUGGGAGCAGAGCAUGGGAGCAGAGCAUGGGAGCAGAGCAUGGGAGCAGAGCAUGGGAGCAGAGCAUGGGAGCAGAGCAUGGGAGCAGAGCAUGGGAGCAGAGCAUGGGAGCAGAGCAUGGGAGCAGAGCAUGGGAGCAGAGCAUGGGAGCAGAGCAUGGGAGCAGAGCAUGGGAGCAGAGCAUGGGAGCAGAGCAUGGGAGCAGAGCAUGGGAGCAGAGCAUGGGAGCAGAGCAUGGGAGCAGAGCAUGGGAGCAGAGCAUGGGAGCAGAGCAUGGGAGCAGAGCAUGGGAGCAGAGCAUGGGAGCAGAGCAUGGGAGCAGAGCAUGGGAGCAGAGCAUGGGAGCAGAGCAUGGGAGCAGAGCAUGGGAGCAGAGCAUGGGAGCAGAGCAUGGGAGCAGAGCAUGGGAGCAGAGCAUGGGAGCAGAGCAUGGGAGCAGAGCAUGGGAGCAGAGCAUGGGAGCAGAGCAUGGGAGCAGAGCAUGGGAGCAGAGCAUGGGAGCAGAGCAUGGGAGCAGAGCAUGGGAGCAGAGCAUGGGAGCAGAGCAUGGGAGCAGAGCAUGGGAGCAGAGCAUGGGAGCAGAGCAUGGGAGCAGAGCAUGGGAGCAGAGCAUGGGAGCAGAGCAUGGGAGCAGAGCAUGGGAGCAGAGCAUGGGAGCAGAGCAUGGGAGCAGAGCAUGGGAGCAGAGCAUGGGAGCAGAGCAUGGGAGCAGAGCAUGGGAGCAGAGCAUGGGAGCAGAGCAUGGGAGCAGAGCAUGGGAGCAGAGCAUGGGAGCAGAGCAUGGGAGCAGAGCAUGGGAGCAGAGCAUGGGAGCAGAGCAUGGGAGCAGAGCAUGGGAGCAGAGCAUGGGAGCAGAGCAUGGGAGCAGAGCAUGGGAGCAGAGCAUGGGAGCAGAGCAUGGGAGCAGAGCAUGGGAGCAGAGCAUGGGAGCAGAGCAUGGGAGCAGAGCAUGGGAGCAGAGCAUGGGAGCAGAGCAUGGGAGCAGAGCAUGGGAGCAGAGCAUGGGAGCAGAGCAUGGGAGCAGAGCAUGGGAGCAGAGCAUGGGAGCAGAGCAUGGGAGCAGAGCAUGGGAGCAGAGCAUGGGAGCAGAGCAUGGGAGCAGAGCAUGGGAGCAGAGCAUGGGAGCAGAGCAUGGGAGCAGAGCAUGGGAGCAGAGCAUGGGAGCAGAGCAUGGGAGCAGAGCAUGGGAGCAGAGCAUGGGAGCAGAGCAUGGGAGCAGAGCAUGGGAGCAGAGCAUGGGAGCAGAGCAUGGGAGCAGAGCAUGGGAGCAGAGCAUGGGAGCAGAGCAUGGGAGCAGAGCAUGGGAGCAGAGCAUGGGAGCAGAGCAUGGGAGCAGAGCAUGGGAGCAGAGCAUGGGAGCAGAGCAUGGGGUGGUGGGCAGAAAUGCGCGAUCACAUGA